Messenger RNA from Pistacia vera, 1396 nucleotides. RefSeq names its product protein LIGHT-DEPENDENT SHORT HYPOCOTYLS 4-like. The record is from RefSeq and is a predicted model, not a curated record. The coding region runs from base 494 to 1105 and encodes 203 amino acids. The transcript is spliced from 2 exons. NCBI's taxonomy places the organism in Eukaryota, Viridiplantae, Streptophyta, Magnoliopsida, Sapindales, Anacardiaceae. Gene Ontology annotation, biological process: mRNA transcription; response to light stimulus. Gene Ontology annotation, cellular component: nucleus.
CCUCUCUCUUUCUCUCUCACUUGUAUGAAUAGUAUGAACUGAGUUGCUUCCCCCUUUUUCGGAAAAAAAAUGUCUGCCAAACUCUAAAAACUAAGCUCUUUAGCAAAAGUCACCACCAACAUCAUCACCCUUUCAAGGUUUCUAGGAUUGAUCAAAACAAAGAUUGCAGGAAGAAACCCAUCAAAAAAAAAAAAAAAAAAAAAACUAUAGCUUAGCCCUACUAUAUAUAUAUACCUUAUAUUAGCUAUCGUUUUCCUCUUCUUCUAUACAAUCCUAAUCUUCUUCUUUCUCCAAAGCGAAGUCCUCUCUCUCGUUUCUUUGUUAUGGCAUUAUUGCAUUAUUGACUCCCAGGAGAGAUUUAGCUGUGAUUAAACACGUUUUGGGUAUCCACGAACAGUGACAAAUCAGCAGUCUUGACCUCUUUCAUUCUGGAAGUAACCUAAUACUGCUUCCUUCAAGCUUGUUGAACAAAAAUCCUUCAAGAUCACAAAAUAUGGAGUCGGUUCAAGAGUUUGAUAUCUCAAACACAAACACGGCAAUCAUAACAACUCCCACAAAAAAUCCCACAGCUCUCACCAUGAACACCUCCUCCACCUCAACUACAGUCUUGUCUUCACCGCCAUCAUCAUCCUCAACUUCUUCUCCCUCCACUCUCAGCCGCUAUGAGACUCAAAAGCGCCGAGACUGGAACACCUUCGGCCAGUAUCUCCGCAAUCACCGCCCGCCUCUUUCUCUGGACCGCUGCAGCGGGGCCCAUGUCCUUGAAUUUUUGAGGUACCUUGACCAGUUUGGGAAAACCAAAGUACAUACCCAGCUCUGCCCCUUCUUCGGCCAUCCGAACCCUCCCGCCCCCUGCCCCUGCCCACUGCGCCAGGCCUGGGGCAGCCUCGACGCGCUCAUCGGCCGUCUUCGUGCCGCCUUUGAGGAGAACGGUGGCAAGCCUGAGGCGAACCCCUUUGGAGCUCGAGCAGUCAGGCUCUAUCUGCGAGAAGUUCGUGAUUCGCAGGCAAAAGCAAGAGGAAUUAGCUAUGAAAAGAAAAAGCGAAAGCGCCCCCCACCGCCCCCGUCCAGCCUCCCGUUGCCACCUUCCAGUGGAACUGCAUGAAUGAAAGAAGAGGUCCUAAAGAUCUCACAUAAAUUAGCCUUUCAUGGGUAUGUUAUCCUACAUUAAUUUAUGUAUGUUGCAUGAUCAUCUUUCAGUAUUUUUAUGUCUUUCUAAAUUAUAUUUCAAGUAUGCUUAUUAAUUAGAUUGGGAGAUAUUACCACUGCUAUUGGCAUUGUAGAUGCCAUUUUCUUUGAUGAAAACAGUAAUGGUGGUGGUUUAUCUAUCGGUAGAAGUUGUAAUAGUUGCAGUACUAUUAAGAUGUUUAUGACUUAAACAUCCAAUACCUUGAAA